This is a messenger RNA of Pygocentrus nattereri (red-bellied piranha), 10438 nucleotides long. It is a transcript of the gene fbn3, whose product is annotated as fibrillin 2b. Gene Ontology annotation, molecular function: calcium ion binding. The record is from RefSeq and is a predicted model, not a curated record. The coding region runs from base 185 to 8803 and encodes 2872 amino acids. Lineage: Eukaryota; Metazoa; Chordata; Actinopteri; Characiformes; Serrasalmidae. The transcript is spliced from 65 exons.
GUGCAGUUUCCCAUUCAGGGGAACGGAUAACGGAUCCCGGUGCAGGAGCAGAGUGGACAGGCUGGCUGGACAGACAACAGAUUUCAGCCGUCACCCCGAAGUGGAACUGGACAAGACGUGUGGGGCUUGGGGCCAUCCAGGAGAUCAGUGAGAGUGACUAUACAAGUGAGGACUGUACGGGUCAAUGGGGGCUUGGACACUGGCCAGGGUGGUGCUGGGAUGGGCCGCCGUCUGCUGGGUGGCUCUCCAGACGGUGCAGGGCCAGGGAGACGGAGGCCUGCAGGCCAGCCGCUUCAGUGGAAAACCGGAGGGGGAGGCCCAGCAGAGGGUCCGCAGGAGAGGACAGGAGUCCCUGAGGGGGCCCAAUGUGUGUGGCUCCCGAUUCCACUCUUAUUGCUGUCCGGGAUGGAAAACCUUGCCCGGGGGCAACCAGUGCAUAGUCCCCAUCUGCAGGAACUCCUGUGGGGAUGGUUUCUGCUCCAGGCCCAACAUGUGUACCUGCUCCAGUGGUCACCUUGCUCCCAGCUGUGGGGCAGCAGCUGCUGCAGUCCAGUCCUGUAGUGUCCGCUGUUUAAACGGAGGAGCCUGUAAUGACGAGUCUUGUGUAUGUCAGAAAGGAUAUACAGGGAAACACUGCGGCCAGCCUGUGUGUGAGAGCGGCUGUCAGAACGGCGGCCGCUGCAUCGGCCCCAACAGAUGUGCGUGUGUGUACGGCUUCACCGGGCCACAGUGUGAGAGAGACUAUCGCACUGGACCGUGCUUCACUCAGGUCAAUAAUCAGAUGUGCCAGGGCCAGCUGAGCGGCAUCGUGUGCACCAAGACGCUGUGUUGUGCCACUAUUGGCCGAGCCUGGGGUCAUCCGUGUGAGAUGUGUCCUGCCCAGCCACAUCCCUGCCGCCGAGGAUUCAUCCCCAACAUCCGAAGCGGAGCCUGCCAAGAUGUGGACGAGUGCCAGGCGAUCCCCGGACUGUGUGCUGGGGGGAAUUGUAUUAACACUGUAGGCUCGUAUGAAUGUAAGUGUCCUGCAGGCCAUCGGCAGAGCGAGACCAACCAGAAAUGUGAAGAUAUUGAUGAGUGCUACACUAUUCCUGGAGUGUGUAACGGUGGAGAAUGCACUAACACUGCAGGCAGCUUCGUCUGCACGUGUCCCCGCGGCUACAUCACCAGCGCAGAUGGGUCCAGAUGUGUAGACCAGCGUGUUGGGACGUGUUUCUCCGCUCUGGCUAAUGGCCGCUGUGCUGCGGAGCUGACCGGUCAGUUCACUAAGAUGCAGUGCUGCUGUGAAAUGGGACGCUGCUGGGCUCUCGGCCACAUUCCAGAGAUGUGUCCCGUGCGUGGAUCCGAUGAAUAUCGGAGGCUGUGCAUCGAGGGCAUUCCGUUUGGAACUGGCAACGGAGGUGGAGGUAAUGGGGACCGCUUCGGCUUCAAGUGGCCCGGACAAAACGGGAACACUGACUACAUCACUGGCAUCGGCGGGGUCAGACUCGACAACGGGAACGGUGGUGGCGGCGGCGGCGGUGGCGGCGGUGGGUUCGGUCCUCUGUCUACGAAUGACAGUGCCAUCGAUGUGUGCAAGCAUUUCACUAAUCUGUGUCUGAACGGCCGCUGCAUCCCCAACACCUCCAGCUACCACUGCGAAUGUAAUAUGGGCUACAAACUGGACGUGCGCAGGGAGUGUAUAGAUGUGGAUGAGUGUAUCAGUAACCCCUGUGUGAACGGAGACUGUGUUAACACUCAGGGAUCGUACCACUGCAAAUGUCACGAGGGCUACCAGGGCACCGCCACCAAGCAGGCCUGCAUUGAUAUCGAUGAGUGUAUUGUUAACGGAGUCAUGUGUCGUAACGGCCGCUGCGUGAACACCGACGGAAGCUUCCAGUGCAUCUGUAAUGCUGGCUUUGAGAUCAGUCCUGAUGGGAAAAACUGCAUAGACCAUGACGAAUGCACCACCACCAACAUGUGCCUUAAUGGCAUGUGCAUCAACGAAGACGGCAGCUUCAAGUGCAUCUGUAAACACGGCUUUGCUCUGGCACCAAAUGGACGCUACUGUACCGACAUUGACGAGUGCCAGACGCCAGGUAUCUGCAUGAACGGACGCUGCAUCAACUCCGAGGGCUCUUUCCGCUGUGAGUGCCCGCCGGGCCUGGCCAUCGACGUGGAUGGACGGGUAUGUGUAGACACACACAUGCGGACCACCUGCUACGGGGCCAUUAAGAUGGGCACCUGCUCACGGCCAUUUCCUGGAGCUGUGACCAAGUCAGAAUGCUGCUGCGCCAACCCUGAACAUGGCUUUGGCCAGCCGUGCCAACCGUGCCCUGCCCGCAACUCCGCUGAGUUCCAGGCGGUGUGCAGCAGCGGAACAGGCAUCACAACAGAUGGAAGAGACAUUAACGAAUGUGCUCUGGACCCGGAUAUCUGCCAGAACGGGAUGUGUGAGAACCUGCGGGGAAGUUACCGCUGCAUCUGCAACAUCGGCUAUGAGUCCGACUCCAGCGGCAAGAACUGCGUGGACAUUAAUGAGUGUUUGGUGAACCGACUGCUGUGUGAUAACGGCCUGUGCAGGAACACGCCGGGAAGCUUCACCUGCUCCUGCCCCAAAGGAUUCAUCUUCAAGCCCGACUCAGAGACAUGCGAAGACAUUAACGAGUGUGAGUCCAGUCCGUGUGUUAAUGGAAUAUGCAGAAACCUGGCUGGGUCCUUCACCUGUGAGUGUUCUCAUGGCAGCAAGCUGGACUCCACCAGCACCAUCUGCGUGGACAGUAUGAAAGGCACCUGCUGGCUGAAUAUCCAGGACGGCCGCUGUGAGGUGAACAUCAACGGUGCCACGCUCAAAUCGGAGUGCUGCUCUACUCUGGGCGCUGCAUGGGGCAGUCCCUGUGAACGCUGCGAACUUGACACUGCCUGCCCACGCGGUCUCGCACGGAUGAAGGGGCUUGUAUGCGAAGACAUCAACGAGUGUGAGGUGUUCCCGGGUGUGUGUAUCAACGGCGUCUGCGUGAACACACAAGGCUCAUUCCGCUGCGAAUGCCCCGAAGGACUCACGCUGGACGAGGGUGGACGCACCUGCGUAGAUGUGCGCAGUGAGCAUUGUUAUAUGAAAUGGGAUGAGGAUGAGUGCGGGGAGCCGCUGCCGGGCCGGUACAGGAUGGAUAUGUGUUGUUGUUUGGUGGGGGCUGCGUGGGGGUCGGAGUGUGAGGCCUGUCCCAAACCUGGAACCCAGGAAUACCGGGCUUUCUGUCCCAGGGGACCUGGAUUUGCCAACCGGGGGGAUAUCCUCACUGGCAGACCCUUCUACAAAGAUGUGAAUGAAUGCAAGGUGUUUAAGAGUCUGUGUACACAUGGAACGUGCCGGAACACCAUCGGCAGCUUCAAGUGUCGCUGCAACAGCGGCUUUGCCCUCACGAUGGAGGAGAGGAACUGCACAGAUAUUGAUGAAUGCGCUAUUUCUCCGGACCUGUGUGGUCAGGGUACGUGUGUGAACACACCGGGCAGCUUUGAGUGUGAGUGUUUUGAAGGCUACGAGAGCGGCUUCAUGAUGAUGAAGAACUGCAUGGACAUUGACGAAUGCGAAAGAGACCCCCUGCUGUGUCGUGGAGGAACCUGCCACAACACUGAGGGCAGCUAUGAGUGUGAAUGUCCGCGGGGUCACCAGCUCAGCCCUGACGGAUCGUCCUGCGAAGAUGUGAACGAGUGCGAGCUGAGCGAUAACCUGUGUAGGAACGGUCAGUGUGUGAACACGCUGGGCUCCUAUCAGUGCUCAUGUAACAUAGGUUACCAGGCCACUCCGGACAGACAGGGCUGUGUGGAUAUUGAUGAGUGUACCAUCAUGAACGGAGGCUGUGACACACACUGUACCAACUCUGAGGGCAGCUAUGAGUGCAGCUGCAGUGAGGGAUACGCCCUGAUGCCUGACCUCCGCACCUGCGCUGAUAUUGAUGAGUGUGAGGACACUCCUGACAUCUGUGACGGCGGUCAGUGCUCUAAUAUCCCGGGAGAGUAUCGCUGCCUGUGCUUCGACGGCUUCAUGGCCUCCAUGGACAUGCGCACCUGCGUGGAUGUCAAUGAGUGUGACCUGAACCCCAACAUCUGUCUCCACGGUGACUGCGAGAACACCAAGGGCUCCUUCAUCUGUCACUGCCAGCUGGGCUACUUUGUCAAGAAGGGCUCCACCGGCUGUACAGAUGUUGAUGAGUGUGAGAUCGGUGCUCAUAACUGUGACAUGCACGCCGCCUGCAUUAACAUUCCGGGAAGCUUCAAGUGCCGCUGCAGGGACGGCUGGGUGGGAGACGGCAUCAACUGCGUGGAUUUGGACGAGUGUUCCACAGAGGAGCACAACUGCAACCCCAACGCCGACUGUGUCAACACACCCGGGUCUUACCGCUGCGCCUGCAAGGAGGGCUUCAACGGAGACGGAUUCUCAUGCAGCGACAUGGACGAAUGUGCGGAGAACGUGAACCUGUGUGAGAACGGUCAGUGUCUGAACUCACCGGGGGGCUACCGCUGCGAGUGUGAGAUGGGUUUCACUCCCACUGAGGACAGCAAGGCCUGUCAAGACAUUGACGAGUGUAACUUCCAGAACAUUUGCGUGUUUGGAACGUGCCAGAAUCUGCCCGGAAUGUUCCGGUGCGUGUGUGAUGACGGAUACGAGCUGGACCGCAGUGGAGGAAACUGCACAGACAUAAACGAGUGUGCAGACCCAGUGAACUGCAUUAACGGCCUGUGUGUGAACAUGCCAGGCAGCUACUUGUGUAACUGUCCUGCAGACUUUGAGCUCAACCCCACAGGAGUGGGCUGUGUGGACACUCGGGUGGGUAACUGCUUCCUGGACACGCUGGACCGUGGUGAUGGAGGAAUUUCCUGUAGCGCUGAAAUCGGAGUGGGCGUGACCCGGGCGUCCUGCUGCUGCUCUAUGGGCGGAGCCUGGGGGAACCCCUGUGAACUUUGCCCCCCUGUCAACUCCACGGAGUAUAAAACUCUGUGUCCUGGAGGAGAGGGCUUCAGACCCAACCCCAUCACAGUCAUCCUGGAGGAUAUUGAUGAGUGUCAGGAGUUGCCGGGUUUGUGUCAGGGUGGUAACUGUGUGAACACCUUUGGCAGUUUUCAGUGCGAGUGUCCGGCGGGUUAUUAUCUAAAUGAGGAGACGCGCAUCUGUGAAGAUAUUGACGAGUGCACGGCCCACAUUGGUAUCUGCGGCCCAGGAACUUGUUACAACACCCUGGGCAACUACACCUGCGUCUGCCCUCCGGAGUACAUGCAGGUCAACGGAGGAAACAACUGCAUGGACAUGAGGAAGAGCGUGUGCUACCGUAACUUCAAUGACACCUGUGAGAAUGAGCUGUCCUUCAACAUGACGAAGAAAAUGUGCUGCUGUUCUUACAACGUGGGAAAAGCCUGGAACAAGCCGUGUGAAGCCUGUCCAACUCCUGCUACCUCUGAGUAUCUGCUCCUGUGUGGAAAUCAGGCUCCAGGCUUCAUUAUCGACAUUCACACUGGAAAACCCAUCGAUAUCGACGAGUGCCGGGAGAUCCCUGGAAUCUGCGCCAACGGGGUGUGCAUCAAUCAGAUCGGCAGCUUCCGCUGCGAGUGUCCCAUGGGCUUCAGCUACAACAACAUCCUGCUCAUCUGCGAAGAUAUCGACGAGUGUAACAGUGGGGAUAACCUGUGUCAGCGGAACGCCAACUGCAUCAACAUCCCCGGGAGCUACCGCUGCGAGUGUUCUCCAGGCUAUAAGCUCUCCCCCAGCGGAGCCUGCGUGGAUCGUAAUGAAUGUAUAGAGAAACCCAACGUGUGCAGCCACGGAGAGUGCAUCGACACACAGGGCAGCUACCGCUGUCUCUGCCACAACGGCUUCAAGGCCACGGCCGAUCAGACCAUGUGCAUGGAUAUUGAUGAGUGUGAGAGGCAGCCGUGUGGUAAUGGGACGUGUAAGAACACUGUGGGCUCCUAUAACUGUCUCUGCUUCCCCGGCUUCGAGCUCACGCAUAACAACGACUGCAUGGAUGUGGAUGAGUGCAGUACGCUGGUCGGUCAGGUUUGUAGGCAUGGUCAGUGCAUCAACAGCCUGGGCUCCUUCCAGUGCUUGUGCCAGGAGGGCUAUGAGCUCACCCCCGAUAACAAGAACUGCGUGGAUGUAAACGAGUGUGUGACGUUCCCUGGCACCUGCUCUCCGGGCACCUGUCAGAAUCUGGAUGGCUCAUUCCGCUGUAUCUGUCCUCCUGGUUAUGCUGUGCAGAAUGACCAGUGCAUCGACAUUAACGAGUGUGAAGUUGAGCCCAACAUCUGUCAGUUUGGCACCUGUAUUAACACCCCGGGGAGUUUCCAGUGUAUCUGCCAGCCUGGGUUCGUUCUGUCUGAUAACGGCCGCCGCUGCUUCGACACACGGAAGAGUUUCUGCUUCACACGGUUCGAGAAUGGCAAAUGCACAGUGCCCAAAGCUCUGAACACAACCAAGGCCAAGUGCUGCUGCAGUAAGAUGCCAGGCGAAGGCUGGGGAGACCCCUGUGAACUCUGCCCCCGCGAAAAUGAGGCUGCGUUUGACAGUCUGUGUCCCUACGGUCACGGAGCCCUGCCUGGACUAGGAGAGGGCCGAGAGGAUAUGAACGAGUGUCUGGAUAACCCCAGUAUCUGUGUGAACGGAGUGUGCAUCAACACAGACGGCUCCUUCCGCUGCGAGUGUCCGUUCGGCUACAACCUGGACUACACUGGGAUCAACUGUGUCGAUACGGACGAGUGUUCGAUCGGGAACCCGUGCGGGAACGGCACCUGCUCUAACGUGGUGGGAGGAUUCGAGUGCUCCUGUCAGGAGGGAUUCGAACCCGGACCCAUGAUGACCUGCGAAGAUAUUAACGAGUGUGCGCUGAACCCGCUGCUGUGUGCGUUCCGCUGUGUGAACACGUUCGGCUCCUAUGAGUGCAUGUGUCCUGCGGGAUACGUGCUGAGGGACGACCAAAGGAUGUGUCGAGAUCAGGACGAGUGUGAAGAAGGUUUAGAUGAUUGUGGCAGUAGGCAAAUGGUCUGUAAGAACCUCAUCGGCACCUUCAUGUGUAUCUGCCCACCCGGCAUGACCCGCCGACCCGACGGAGACGGCUGCAUGGACCUGAACGAGUGCCGCACUAAGCCGGGUAUUUGUAAGAACGGCCGCUGUUUGAACACACUGGGCAGUUACCGCUGCGAGUGCAAUGAUGGUUUCGAGCCGAGCUUCUCCGGUACCGAAUGCAUGGAUAAUCGUCAGGGUUUCUGUUUCACUGAGGUUCUGCAGACCAUGUGCCAGCAGAGCUCCACCAACCGCAACAGUGUCACCAAGUCCAAGUGCUGCUGUAACGGGGGCCGCGGCUGGGGCCCGCAGUGUGAGCUGUGUCCGCUAUCCGGCACCGUUCAGUACAAGAAGAUGUGUCCACUUGGUCCAGGAUACGACACCGACGGCAGGGACAUCAACGAAUGUGAGGUGCUGCCCAACCUGUGUAAGAACGGUCAGUGCAUCAAUAGCGUGGGCUCAUUCCGCUGCCACUGCAACGUGGGUUACACCAACGACUUCAGCAGAACAUCCUGCGUCGAUUUGGAUGAGUGUUCUCAGUCUCCUAAGCCAUGUAACUUCCUAUGUAAGAACACAGAGGGCAGUUACCUGUGCUCUUGCCCGCGAGGGUACAUCCUACAGCCGGACGGAAAGACCUGCAAAGACUUGGACGAAUGUUCUACCAAGCAACAUAACUGCCAGUUCCUCUGUGUGAACACCAUCGGAGGCUUCGCCUGCAAGUGUCCCGGUGGGUUCACUCAACACCAGACAGCCUGCAUCGAUAACAACGAGUGUACGAACCAGCCAAGUGUGUGUGGGUCGCGGGCGUCCUGCCUCAACACCCCCGGCAGCUUCAACUGCGAGUGUCAGAAGGGCUUUUCUCUGGACAGCACCGGACUGGAGUGUGAAGAUGUGGACGAGUGCGUUGGUAACCACCGCUGCCAGCACGGAUGCCAGAACAUGCUGGGUGGGUUCCGCUGCGGCUGCCCGCAAGGUUACGUCCAGCACUACCAGUGGAACCAGUGUGUGGAUGAGAACGAGUGUACAGGCAACCAGGUGUGUGGUUCGGCCUCGUGCUAUAACACUCUGGGCAGCUAUAAGUGCGUCUGUCCGUCAGGGUUUGAUUUCCAGGCCAGUGCUGGUGGGUGUCAGGACGUUAAUGAGUGCGCUAUGGGCAGCAACCCGUGCAGCUACGGCUGCUCCAACACGGAUGGAGGAUACCUGUGCGGCUGUCCAGGAGGCUUUUACAGAGCGGGACAGGGGCACUGUAUUACAGGAGUGGGCUUCCAGGGCCAGUUCAGCUCUGAGGGAGACGAGGAGAGCGCUCUGUCACCAGAAACCUGCUACGAGUGUAAGAUCAACGGAGGCGCCGGCCAGAGCGGCCGCCGCAGGCGCAACGCUGCCGACAAUGAGCUCAAGGAGUCAGUGAGUCUGGCCAGUGUGGACACUCAGAGCUCCAUCCCCAUGAACCUGUCUCUGACGUCGCUGCAGAAUAAAGAGCCGCUGCUGGAGCUGCUCCCGGCCCUCGAGCCGCUGGAGCACCAUGUCCGCUACGUCAUCACCCACGGCAACCAGGGCGAGUAUUUCCGCCUGCUGGAGCGCCGGGACGGUAAGAGCGUCCUGCGCCUGGGCCGAAAGACCCCUCCCCCAGGCUCGUACCGGCUGGAGAUCGCCUCGCUGCCGCUGUUCGGCCCACGCAAGCGCAAGGAGCUGGAGGACCAACACGACAGCGACUACCUGCUGGGGGAGAUUGGAGACGCGCUGCGCAUCAAACUGCACAUUGACCUGCACUGAGCGCCAGCCGCAGAGACUGCCUGACCUUUGACCCCAGAUUUUAUGACCCCAGUCCCAACCCUAUAGCGCAGGUGUCACCAAUGUUGCUCCUGGAGAUGUACCGUCCUGCAGAAUUCAGCUUUAAUCCUUCACCACCACACCUGAUCCAGCUAAUGAGUAGGGAAGCCUGAGUGGCUUUAGGGACUGUGCUGUGUUGUGCAUGCGCCAAUAGCUGCUUCCUACUGCUGAGUCUGUUGGUGCACUACAGCAAAAACCACCUUGGUACAAUAUAACUGGUACGUUUUUGAUGUGCACCCUAGAAAACAAGGUUUUUCUUUGCAAUUCAUUCAGAGCAUGCGUUUUUCUAAAACACUAAUUUAGACAAAUUUCUCAUAAUUUUCCCAUUUUUCCAAGAACAGCCGAGAUGAAUUCCUCCUCUAAUGGAUCAGGCGGCCCGUGCUCUUUGAAAUGACAUUUUCCCUAGCCAGCAUAAACAUACUUCAUUCUGUAAGACUUUUAUCGCUGCUGCUACGGAAUUAACGUCGAUUAAUUUCCAGAAUCCGUACAGACGCAGUUCUCAAAAGUCCUUGAUUAGCUGGAUCAGGUAAGUCAGACUGGAGAUUGAAGGUGAAACCUGCAGGAAGGUAGAUUGGUGACCGUGUCUAUAGCGCUUUUUACUGAGGAGCUCUAUUCAUUCACCACAAACACUGUUCUUAUCCUUCCUCAGAGCUUCCGGGUUCCUAUCCUGGAAAAUAACGCCCCCCACCUUCAUACCAAAGCUUUACAGUCAAGCUAGGAGGCUUCUGUUCACCUGCCUAAUUAGAAAGGCGUGGCGAGAGAAGCUCAUUAGCAACAACUGCUGCUGGAGCGACAAUCUGAAACGUUAGCGACGUUAGCCGCUAAGCAGUCAAACCACUAGUGACGGCUGUAAACGACCCAAAAAGGACUUAACGUGGUGCCAAAUCUUUGAUGCUUCAUCUCUAAUCUGGGACAAUCCAGUACUUCUUUCAGAAUCUAAUGUAGUGCCUAUAUCAGCCUUACAGUGCACAUGCGUGUCUCAUGUAAUACAAAGAAAUAUAUUGAUUUUUUACUUUUCAGAGAAAGCCCAAACAACCACUGACCUUUCUGUAGCCUAAUCUCAGUGACCACUGGGGUCAAAGGGUAUUCCAUUCAGUAUUCAGUCACUUGUAAUGGAUUGUACUGUUUUUUAAAAAAAAGUCACACGAAGGACUGCAUCAACAAUCACAACGUUUCAGGUGAAAAUGGGAGCUGAACAGGCGUUACGCCGGCGGGGUGACCGACCAUGCUGUAGGACACUUACCUAAACCGCUGAGUCUAUUUCCAAUAAUGUAGCGUGUGAACAUCGGAAUAUUCCAUGUGGUGCAUUAGGGUUUGAACUGAACUCAUCAGGUUUGAUCAUCCCUGAUUGAAGUCAUAUAUGGCUUUUAAAGGAGUAGCUCAGUAAAGUAUCGAAUUUGCAUUUUUCUCCUCAUCCUAAAUGUAUUGAAUUGAACUCAGAAAUAUUAGCCAACAGAGGAAUUUGACCUCUGCAUUUAACCCAUCCGUGCAGCGGAACACCCACAUACAUGCACACUAGUGAACACACACACACUAGGGGGCAGUGAGCACACUUGCCCAGAGUGGUGGGCAGCUCUA